Pocillopora verrucosa is the source of this 2606-nucleotide messenger RNA. Its product is annotated as dnaJ homolog subfamily C member 5-like. The record is from RefSeq and is a predicted model, not a curated record. NCBI's taxonomy places the organism in Eukaryota, Metazoa, Cnidaria, Anthozoa, Scleractinia, Pocilloporidae.
AGCGAGUGCUUGGUUGAAAUGUAAUGGUGUACGGUGUAGCAUCUUCUUAACUACCAAAUUCGCUCGGUUUCGCCAGUAUAAUGGCACCGCAUUCUGGUGUCAAUGGCGAAAGUAAAGGAGAAGGACAGGACCAUGCUCUUGCAAAAGACGGGGCUUCACUCUAUGAUGUUCUUGGAGUUGACAAAAGUGCAACACAAGAGGAAAUUAAGAAAGCGUAUAGGAAGAUGGCACUGAAGCACCAUCCUGAUAAAAAUCCUAAUAAUCCUGAAGCUACAGAAAAAUUUAAGGAAGUCAAUCACGCACAUAGUAUAUUAGCUGAUCCCAGUAAAAGGGAAAUUUAUGACAAGUAUGGCUCUAUGGGUCUCUAUAUAGCUGAACAAUUUGGAGAAGAGAAUGUCAAAUUGUACUUCAGGCUCAACAGUGGCUGGUGUAAAGCGCUGUUCAUGUUCUGCGGAAUCAUAACUUGCUGUUACUUCUGCUGUUGCUGCUUCUUCUGUUGUAAUUUCUGUUGCGGAAAGUGCAAGCCAGUUCCAGACGAGCAGUGGGAGGAUUUCGAAUUUGACGACGUUAAAGAUGAGGAGGAUCCGAUAACGAAGCAGCCCGGUAGUAACGGAAAUGACACAAGCAGCGAGCAACCCCCCAAAUCACCUGGUGUUGACAGCGCGGCCAGCAACAGUACAGCGAAUUCCGCUAUCCCCAUGCCUUCGUCGUGAAUGACGUAGCAUUAGUGUUCAAAGGGAGUGGGGUGGGUAGAGUAUAUAUUUUUUUUUGCUGGCGGCCAUGUUGGAUAUUUGAAGGCUUGUACAAUGAAGGCAACAUGUUCUAGGUGACGAGAGGGUUAAAGAUAUAAAAUAUUUCUAGGUUCAGAAGGAUAAAUCGUAGCAAAGGAUAUGGAUAGGCUUCUGAGAUCUUAAGCUAACAGCUCUGAAUUGAGAUAGCUUAGGCGACUGGAAGGCGCUCUUCGGUUAUUCAAUAUGGCUGCCAGCACGCGUCGUUUGCAUGAAUUGUUAGCUUAACUUUUUUCAGCUAUGGGAAGAAAGGUCAAUGUUGUGAAGGUUCUUUUUUUCAGUCCUGUUGAAUCCGCGUUAUGAUAAUGUAACAUUAAACAUAUUGUGAAGGGUAGUUCAAGUCUUUUCUAUUUUUACGUUGACAAUACUUCUUGUGAUUUUUUUUCCUGUCUAAAUUGGUAAUGACCUUAUCUCUCUAGAUAAAUAAUUAAAUGAAUUGUUUAUGAAGUAAUGACGGAUGGAAUGACCAAGUUUGGAAGUUUGGCUUGCAGGAAAUCCAACUUUGCGUGUGGGGGUAGGGAGUGGCUGCUUAACCCGUUAACUCCCAUGAGUGACCAAGACAGAAUUUCUCCUUACAAUAUCAAUACAAUAUUAACCAGAUAAGUGAUGAGAUUAAAGAAAAUUUUCCAUUUGGGGAUAAUGAGUUGAUCCAAUUCCUAGAACUAGCAUUACAAGAAUUGUAUGGCUGAUAGUAAGGAGAAUUACAAAUUUGAUAUGGGAGUUAAAGGAUUAAGACAAAUCGUGUGACUGUGGUAACAUCUUAUGGUUGCUUUUCUCAUAUCGUAAGGGAAUUCAUAUCUUCCCACUUAUAGACGCGUGUUAUAUUCUUUCUUUUUUUGUUUUCCCAUUUCAUCUGGUUCUAUGAAUGGGUCCUAAUCGGUAUUACCUUUUGGUAGCCUCUUGUAUGGAUGCUGAAGUUCGUAAGGACGAAGCGAUUUAUAAUUUUUCAGUUUGUAGUUUAGAAACCUUAACUAUAGUUAUGAUGCAUGUCGGUUGACCUUCGACAUGACUGGUCAGCAAAUUGUGAGGGAACUUGUUUGAUAGCGGUUUUUUCCAAAAUGUGUCGCUGGUAACUGUUAGUUAUAUCAUUUUCAUUAGAAGUUGAGUGGUUGUUCAGGCCAUUUUCGUUGAAUAAUAGGUGAUAUUUACCUUUACUUAAACAAAUAACUUUAUUAAGUUGUAUCAGAUAUGAAAUUGAUAUUUUUUUCGGUUAAAUAACAAAGGAGCAUUAGACGGAUACUGAUACACGAAAGAAUCUUUGGUUCUUGCAGUACACAGCUCACUUAAAGGUGGCUACUCAUUUAAGCUUUGAUUACGAUACCUUGAUUUUAAUUUCCGAAUCUAACAGCUCUUAGUCUCCUCUUUGUUUUUCUCUCUCCAUUGAGACUUGUUUCGAACGAGAUUUUUCACCACGGUAUGAUAGAAACCUGAGAAAAACACGGCGAUAUUAAAAACUCAAGAGCGUUACUUACCUGCCAUAUCUAGUGUAGGUUUUGUUACGCAACUUUUCCUCUUAGUCACAAAAAAAAGUGGAAGCCAUUCUCUUUUUUUGGCUUUUUUUCUCUUAAAUGUCUGCGUUUGUAUUUUUUCUCACAGGGUUUAGUGUCACCGUGACUGGAUAUCUUUCGUUCUGCCUGUCAACCUUUAAUUUUGAAAUUUCCGUUUCAACGAGGCAAGUUCUCACAGAGGGUUUCUUCGACAGGCGAACAUUAUAUAUUCAUAUGUUUCAAGUUGUCAAUUAAGAAUUCCGUUUAGGUUGUAUAAUAAGUUAUUUCAGUAAUUGUAAUGAAGAAUUUCGCAAAUAAAGGUGCGAAAAUU